Messenger RNA from Notothenia coriiceps (black rockcod), 3999 nucleotides. Its product is annotated as ubiquitin carboxyl-terminal hydrolase 31. The transcript is spliced from 2 exons. Bases 1 to 1677 code for a protein of 558 amino acids. NCBI's taxonomy places the organism in Eukaryota, Metazoa, Chordata, Actinopteri, Perciformes, Nototheniidae. The record is from RefSeq and is a predicted model, not a curated record.
AUGUUAAACUGCUGUCUGUUUGGGACUUUAGGAUCCACCAGCUCCUCUCUGUGUGAGCACUGGAUCAGCCGUCUGAUGGGCAGCCGCCCCCCCAGCCAGGCCUCCUCCGGGUCCUCCAGGCGCACCUCGCUGGCGUCCCUCUCCGAGUCAGCCGAGUUCACUGCUGAACGGAGCGAAGAUGAUGGCUUAUCGAGCCGGCCGGCAGUAAGAGGCAUGCAAAGACAAACUUUCUCCUCAAGAUCUUCCAUUGCCAGCCCACUGGUGCUAAGUGAAAAUUGCACUAAACCGUCCUGGUCCCACUCCGCUAAGCUCCAACUCCGCUCCAACUCUCCGUCGCGCUUCUCCCUGGAGUCCCACUCCUCCUCCCCGACUCUGGAGAGGAUCGGAGAGGUGGCUGACACCGCCUCCUACUUCACGGGGUCCCCUAAACCUGACCGAGCCCCUGGGGGCAAGUCGGCCCUGGCUGCUGUGGAUGAUAAUGCAGGCAGUAAGAGGCUGAUAGAGCAGGUUCACUCCAAGGCAGUGGCGCAGGCGGAGCAGAGGAGCUCCACCCAGGCUGGGGAGAACAGCAACGUGGUCACUGCCUCCGAACAGAUCAGUCCUCGACACGGGGCCGCUGCAAAGGAUGCGAAACCCAGAAGUGGGGCUGCAGAUAGCGCUGGUGUUAAAAGGACUUCAGCCAGUCCCAAAAAGCGUCCUGCCACCUCCUCAACGUCCUCCAGCUCUAUGUCCCCCGCCUCCCCCGCUGUUGACAAGCUGCCGUCUCGAACGCAGACCAAGAGUGCGGCUUCAGCAGCAACACCGAAGGACAAAAGCGACGGGCCGCCUAAAACUAGCAAGGCCGGUUCCUCGAGAACAGCGACCCCCUCCAAGAAGGGGUCAUCCACAACCCCGGAGGUUUUACAUCCCGACUCUGCCCAACAGAGGAAGAGUGGUUCUCCGGGAACACAAAGCUCACACCCUCAGAGGAGGACAUCACCCAGAGGGGAGAAAAGCUCAGCCUCAGGAAGGACUAAAGCAGCAGAGAGGAGCGCUAGCCGCGAAUCCUCAAGGACUAACGCAGAAAAGAAGGUCAACCACGGGGCGCCUCCCUCCAGGUCGAGCACUGCUAACAGAGCGGAGGCUAGGCCGGGCCGGGCGGUGGAGAACCGGGCGGCGGGGCGUAGCUCCAGCAGCAGCUCCUCCAUGGCCAGUCUCCGCUCCUCGAGUGUGGGUGUGACCUCCACUGGCCCGCCAUCAAGAGGGCCUCAAAGGAACAGUAAGACCGAGGAUAAAGGCUUGUCCUUCUUUAAAACGGCCCUGAGGCCCAAAGAGACCCGUAAGUCAGCAGAUGGUGGGAAAGCAGGGGUGGGUGACGCUAAAGCGAGUCCAGAGGAUGGAGGUGGGGACGCAGCUCGGGAGGGAAUCCCACACGGGGCAAGCAAGAAAGCCCAGAACGGGGCUUCAGAGACCCCCAAUAAUGUGACCACAGCCAAAGACAAGGAGUCCUCCAAGGCUGCAGCUAAGCAUUCACUGCUGCCCUCCACCAAGUCCAAGCUAUCCGGAGCAGAAACAACCACCCAGUCCUCAACCAAUGCAAAAGACCCGACAAAGAAAGAGCCGACAAAGAAAGAGCCGGUUAAAAAGGCAAUGCAGUCCAGGAAGAUCCCAAUCAGUUCACAACAGAAGGCCAAGUGACGAUAGUUUAAAGGCCUGAUAACAAUCUCUCUCGUGCAGCUCUGAGGUGUUUUAACCAUCAACGUCUGACAAACAUCUUUAAAGCACCUGUAGCUUUUCAGUGGUUACUGAAUACCAGCUGCCAUACCGGACACAUUGUUAAAUAGUUAUUUAGGAAUGGAUUUUAACAAAGCACUUUGUAUGGAUUGCAUUGAUUUUGAGGAAUAUAUACUGUAUUGUAAAUAAGCAUGGACUGCACAUGUAUUGAAAUUAUUGCCUUGUUCUGUCUGUAGCAUAGUCAGGAGAAGUGCAUCUCGGUAGGGGGUGGAAAAUAAAAGUGACUUUGCACACGAAAGCGGAUAUAAUGGUGGAAGGAAAAUGUUGAGCAAACACGGACAACUCAGUCACCAAAGGAAGUUUACUGGCAAUUUUUAACAUGCUGAUUCAGAGAAAUAUUUCCAAAAAUCUUUAUGUACAGCUCUCUCCCUCAGUAUUGAGAGCCACAUGUCGACAAACAUCAGUGCCUCAGAUAAUCAAAGUAUUUAAUCUGAAAUGUAUAACUGCAGGUGUUGGUAAAUUCAAUUUUAAUAUUUAUUAAUCACUGAAAAUGUAAUUUCAAGUCGAACACAAUUUAGCCUAUUUAACCUGAACCGCUGUUUACAUAUGCUCCUGGAUGUAGUUAUUGUGCAACAGCCUUUAAGAAGUAUUUUUGCAGGAAGGAGAGGCCCGAAGGGGGAGGGGGGGGCGGGGGGGGGCGGGGGAACGAAGCAUGUGUUGUUUAAUGUCUGGAGACGUUGCUUUGUAACAUUUCUUAAAUGUUUUGUGUUUUAUUUACCAGUAAAUGACCUGUUACCCCUCAGACAACCUCCGCCCGUCACCACCUCUGCCCUCCAGCUGCUGAUGCCAACACUUAGCCGCGGUGCCCUCAUGGGGAUCAAACUCUUCAGACUGCCAGACAUCUCCAAACAUUCCUCUCAGAUGAACACAGGGUUAAUGUAAAACAAAUAAAAAAAGCCACUAUACGCGCACAUAUUUAAAGACAGCUGGGAUGCCUUGGUUGAAACCACCGUACAUGUACAUAGAGCAUUAUGGUAUGUUUGAGUCAGCCCGUCUUCACAUGUGACAUCACAGCUUGUGCACAUCUUUAGCUUCCAUCGCAGAGUAGAUCAACACUGAACGCACUGACAUAAAAGAGAUCACCGCUCAUGAAUUAUAUGACAGGUGUUGCAUGAUAAAUUGCUUAUGCAUGCACUUAACUAUGCAAGCAGAUUCUUGCUAAUGCCCACACUGAGUAUGUAGGAGUGCUACUCUUGGAUGUGUAUAUAUUUCUAACUGUAUAUUUUUCCAAAUGCCAGCAUCAGAGCAUGUUAAGGCAUCCUUUAUUAAAGCUUUGUUUGCACAUUUAUUCAAAGUAAUAUACAUUUUGUAUGAAUGAUAAGUAUUGCUCAUUCACCCUCUCAAAGUAAAUCAACUCACUUGCAAAUGAAUGUUUUCUGUAUUGUAUUCAUUUGUCUCACGGUUUUCAAACUAAAGUGACUUUUAACGGGAGAUUUUUUUUACAUGGCAACAAAAAGCUGCAGUUGUGACUUUCAUUCAUCGUCUGCUGUAGUGUGAGGUGUUCGGGAUCUUAUUUGAUUACAGUAGUGUUUUAUAAAAGAGCUGAGAACAGGCUUGGUUUCUGCCUCUACAUCUAAACGUUUUAAGAGGUUAGGCCGGGACCGUUUCAGACAAGAUGCUGAACUCAAACUUUAUUAAGAACGCUCACAAAAAAUAAUGGUGUGCAAUAUCUUUAUAUUGUUUUUAAGAAAAGUCAUUGUACGAUAUCAUCUCAAGCCUGUCUCAAAAGACAGAACACUGUACAUUUUUCACUGUGAGAGAUAGCUGAUUUUGUAAGGAAGAAUCCCACCAAGAAACACAUUUAUAAGAAAAUUGUUAUUAUUUACUCCAGAAUUAUAGAUGAACUGAAUGUCAGUGUCACAAUGGAGGAGUGUUUAUCAGUAACCAACAAACCACUAUCUGGCACAUGGUGCAGAAUUAUCUUUAGUGCCUGGUGGCUGCAGUGUGUUAUUACUGUGCUAUUACAUCUAACACAUGCAGUAUGUAAACCAACUGCCACAACAACAAUAAGGGAGUGUUGAAACGAUAAGGAUGUAUGAAUACAACAACAUGCUUAGAGGAAUGGUUUAUUUUCACAAACGCAUGAGAAUUAUUUUAUUUUUCAAUUCAUGUUCUGUAAUAUAAUGCAAUGUUUACAUGUAAUGUUUUCAUCUUUCUGUUGAGUAGCAGUGUGUUGUCAUUGAUUUACCAAUGCGAGAACAAAAAUAAAAUAAUGUCAAUAAGUAA